GAUGCGUGGGGGGACGCAGCCCCUCCCGCUGGGGGAUGCUGUGCGAUUCCUGGCGCCGGGCAUCCGGGCCGCCAGCUAAGCCCCUGUGCCUCCCCUGUCCCCCUGGGGAUCCAGAGUCCGGCUGCACGGAAAGAGAAUCGGCCGCAGAGACGCUGCAGGGUGCUGGGCGGGGAAGGGACGAGAGGCCCCAGGCCCGAGGGCAUGGAGCGGUUAGGAGAGAAAGCCAGUCGCCUGCUGGAGAAGUUCGGCCGCAGAAAGGGCGAAUCUAGCAGGUCUGGGUCCGACGGCACCCCCGGGCCGGGCAAGGGGCGCCUAAGUGGGUUGGGGGGACCUAGGAAGUCAGGGCCCCGAGGAGCUACUGGGGGACCUGGGGAUGAGUCGUUGGAGCCGGCCCGGGAGCAAGGUUCCCUGGACGCUGAGCGAAAUCAGCGCGGCUCCUUUGAGGCACCGCGCUACGAAGGUUCCUUUCCUGGGGGGCCGCCACCCACCCGGGCCUUGCCUCUACCUCAGUCAUUGUCCCCCGAUUUUCGGCUGGAGCCCGCGGCCCCGGCCUUAAGCCCCCGCUCCAGCUUUGCCAGUAGCUCGGCCAGCGACGCUAGCAAGCCGUCCAGCCCCCGGGGCAGCCUGCUGCUGGACGGGGCGGGGGCUGGCGGAGCUGGAGGGAGCCGGCCCUGCAGCAAUCGCACCAGCGGCAUCAGCAUGGGCUACGACCAGCGCCACGGGAGCCCCUUGCCCGCGGGGCCGUGCCUUUUUGGCCCACCCGUGGUUGGAGCACCAGCAGGCUAUUCUCCCGGAGGAGUCCCGUCCGCCUACCCGGAGCUCCACGCCGCUCUGGACCGAUUGUACGCUCAGCGGCCCACGGGGUUCGGCUGCCAGGAAAGCCGCCACUCGUAUCCCCCGGCUCUGGGCAGCCCUGGAGCUCUAGCCGGGGCUGGAGUGGGAGCAGCGGGGCCCUUGGAGAGACGAGGGGCGCAACCCGGACGACACUCUGUGACCGGCUACGGGGACUGCGCCGCAGGCGCCCGGUACCAGGACGAGCUUACAGCGUUGCUUCGCCUGACGGUGGGCACUGGUGGACGAGAAGCCGGCGGCGCCCGCGGGGAACCCUCGAGUAUUGAGCCGUCGGGUCUCGAGGAGCCGCCAGGUCCUUUCGUUCCGGAGGCCGCCCGGGCCCGGAUGCGGGAGCCGGAGACCAGGGAGGACUACUUCGGCACCUGUAUCAAGUGCAACAAAGGCAUCUAUGGGCAGAGCAAUGCCUGCCAGGCCCUGGACAGCCUCUACCACACCCAGUGCUUUGUCUGCUGCUCUUGUGGACGAACUUUGCGUUGCAAGGCUUUCUACAGUGUCAAUGGUUCUGUGUACUGUGAGGAAGAUUAUCUGUUUUCAGGGUUUCAGGAGGCAGCUGAGAAAUGCUGUGUCUGUGGUCACUUGAUUUUGGAGAAGAUCCUACAGGCAAUGGGGAAGUCCUAUCACCCAGGCUGUUUCCGAUGCAUUGUUUGCAACAAGUGCCUGGAUGGCAUCCCCUUCACAGUGGACUUCUCCAACCAAGUGUACUGUGUCACCGACUACCACAAAAAUUAUGCUCCUAAGUGUGCAGCCUGUGGCCAACCCAUCCUCCCCUCUGAGGGCUGUGAGGACAUCGUGAGGGUGAUAUCCAUGGACCGGGAUUAUCACUUUGAGUGCUACCACUGUGAGGACUGCCGGAUGCAGCUGAGUGAUGAGGAAGGCUGCUGCUGUUUCCCUCUGGAUGGGCACUUGCUCUGCCAUGGCUGCCACAUGCAGCGGCUCAAUGCCCGACAGCCCCCUGCCAACUAUAUCUGAGCUUCAGUCACUGCUGCUGCCGUCACCACCGCUGACAAACUGCUCUGGCCAGUGGGCCCCUCUGAGGCCAGCCAAGGCAAAUAAUGCACUCUACAGGCCUGGCAGAAGAGUCCUCUGGGGAGGACCCCAAGGCCAGAGACCCAAAGAUCAUGACAUUCCAAAUGGAUUGUGGAGGAGAAACUUUAUAUUUACCAGGGUGGGGGUGACUGGCCUUUUUUCCAUGUGUGCAGCCUGAACUUAGGUACACACAGGAGGGUUCCAGUACUUUCUCAACAUCUGAUUCUGUAUCUUCAGUAUAUAUAUAUAUAUAUAUAUAUAUAUAUAUUGUUUGUUUGUUUGUUUUAGAGAUGGGAUCUCACCAUGUUGCCAGGGCUAGUCUUGAAUUCCUGGGCUCAAGCGAUCCUCCCACCUUGGCCUUCCAAAGUGCUGGGAUUACAGGUGUCAGCCACUGUGUCUGGCCUAGUAUGUGAUUGUUUAUGAAUCAUGCAAUGUUCUGGUCCCAGAUUCCAAGAGUAGAGGACCUAGCUUUAAAUCAACUAGUUUCAAUGAAACUGACUAGAAACAAAUCAAACUGUAUUGCUCCCUUCAGCCCCCCAAACCCCAGAGUUUUGGGGUUGUGGUUGAUGCAGUGUGGGACCCCUCUGAGAGGUGGCAAUUCUAGGGUGGUGAGGUCCUGCUAGGCAACCAAAUUUAAGCUCCUCACUUUUUUGUGACACAUGGUGUCAGAUAGGGUGUCUUCCAGGUACUUACCACCAUAAGCACCUGUAUCUGGGUAAAGAGGUAGAAACUCUGAACCUCAUUAACGAGUUAUUUCUUGGCCUUCUUCUAAGGACUAGGAGAGCUCCUCAUCUAUCUGCUGAGAAUGGGGACCAGCUCUGAGUGGGCUUGCUGCCUGUAUUCCUUGUUUCUCAGGGACUCACGUGGGUCUGGGGAGGCUAGGUGAGUGCUUGUACUUGGUUGCUCUUCUCCUUGGCUGGGGGAGGUAAUGGGUGUGUUCAUGCACACACACACACACACACACACUCACACUCUUACUCUCUUCUCAGGUCACUCUUAUACUUAGUUUCCUAGUAGUAGCUCACCUGCCACCUCUCAGAGUGGCCCCAGCUUGUGUCCAUCACAAUCCCAAAACUAGAGUUGGGGGGAACUGGAGGGAGCAAAACACUGGUUUGGUACUAGUCAGUUUGCCUGAAAUUAGUUCACCUAAAGCUAGAUCUCUUAAAACCAAUUUACUGAAAACUUGUUUGCUUAAAGUGAAUGACUUAAUGACUAAUUUACCAAAAGCUCAAUUCCUAUUUUGGUGUGUUUGUAUCCAUUUAGGUGUCCUACUAUUUUUUGUCAUGCUUUGGGUAUUUCAAGGAUUUAUAUCUACUCAUCCAAGAGUACUUCCAAGUUAUUAGCAGCAACAUAAAUUUAUCAAAUUUGCAGCACUUUGUGAAUGAUGAGAUUGCUUCUUACCUUUAUGGAUGUCUUUUUCUAUGUUAUCUACUUUUCAAAAACUUUUUUGAAAAGUUUAAAGUUUCUAGCAAUAAAUAUAAUUGGUGCAGACAUUUUGUGUAUCAUUUUUUUUUGUUUCUUAAUCCAAUAUUCCUUUACAAAUUAAAUGCCUUGAAAAAUGUAAUGGAGUUCAAUGUGAUUUCGAUGCUUUGGUCUAACUUCUACAUUCCUACUAUUAAAAUGCCAGUAUAUCUUAAAUAGGCAUGAGGCAUAUUCAGUUGACUUACAAUUAAAGGUUAUACAGACAACAGUAAUAAAAAGUAAAAGGGUGAAUCUGCUAAAUCCUUUUGAAAUGCUGCAGAUUUGAUAAAUAUUUAUUUUAGACUAAUUGGCUUUAGGUGAAUUGGUUUUAGGCAAAUUAAUCUAGCAAUCUUUGAUCUUUAGUCUUCGUUUUCUGUCACUCAGUGAAUUUCAUACUGGAAAUGAUGACUCCUGAGAACAGAAAUUCCACAUUUGGGGGCUAUUCUAAGAUGACUAUGCCAGCCGACCUGGGAAAUACAUAGAAGAGACCUGUAAGUGAGAGGGAAAGAGUUCAGAUUCAUACAAUGAGUGCCAGAGGGAGAAAUGCACCUUGUUGGAGAGAGAAAUGUUCUGAAACUGAAUUACUGCUUGUUCAGCUGAGAUUGCAUCUUCUGAAUUAUUAUUAUCAAAUAAGUGAAUACAAAGACCCUGUGAUGGGAAAUCCA
This is a messenger RNA of Cebus imitator (Panamanian white-faced capuchin), 4004 nucleotides long. RefSeq names its product ajuba LIM protein (gene AJUBA). Lineage: Eukaryota; Metazoa; Chordata; Mammalia; Primates; Cebidae. Gene Ontology annotation, biological process: regulation of DNA-templated transcription; negative regulation of hippo signaling; response to hypoxia. The record is from RefSeq and is a predicted model, not a curated record. Bases 202 to 1821 code for a protein of 539 amino acids. Gene Ontology annotation, molecular function: transcription corepressor activity. The transcript is spliced from 8 exons. Gene Ontology annotation, cellular component: adherens junction; transcription regulator complex; nucleus.